Laetiporus sulphureus 93-53 is the source of this 436-nucleotide messenger RNA. RefSeq lists its product as uncharacterized. NCBI's taxonomy places the organism in Eukaryota, Fungi, Basidiomycota, Agaricomycetes, Polyporales, Laetiporaceae. The record is from RefSeq and is a predicted model, not a curated record. The coding region runs from base 120 to 368 and encodes 82 amino acids. The transcript has a single exon.
AGUCACGGAGACGUACCCGUUGAUUGGGAUGAGUGUUUUCACAGGGGCGAUGCGAGAGAGUCUGCGUGGCUAUCACGGUGCCGUCUGGAGCUCGUACGGGCUGUGACGCAAUCCGAUCGAUGUCGCGUCGCCGUGACGAUCCUUCUCGGUUUCUUGCCUAUGGCAGGUACGAAAGGACCUCUCGCAAAUCAAGGACCUACCGAAACGCCUAUACAGCUGCAGGCAUUCUCCAUCCGUGUCCUGUUCGGAGAUGUUUGCAGUGCGGGAGGCCGGGGCAUGUUCGUCGCGAGCACGAAUCGCGAGUUACUUUCACUUUGACUAGCAAUGCCAUUCAUUUAGAUUGCAUAGAAGACGAUGCUAGGAAUUGAAUAGAUGUCAAAUGUCGAAUGCUCUAUGCUGUUGCCCUUGUUGUUGAAGCAGGUUGUUGAAGCAGGCU